This is a messenger RNA of Ectocarpus sp. CCAP 1310/34, 1884 nucleotides long. The record is from the annotation of a GenBank genome assembly. NCBI's taxonomy places the organism in Eukaryota, Phaeophyceae, Ectocarpales, Ectocarpaceae.
ACCAGAUCGUGGCGGAGGUGUUUGACGCCGUGUGCGUUUGCAGCAGGCACUUCGACGAGACGUACACACCGACGGUUGCGGGGCUGGACGAGUUCCAGGGGACGGUCAUGCACGCCAGGGAGUACGACAUACCGGGCGUUGAGGCGUUCGUGGGGAAGAGGGUGCUGUGCGUCGGCGCUAGGUCUAGCGGGACGGACAUCGCUCGCGAGAUCUCCUCCGUCGCGCACGCGGUCCACGUGUGCGACAGGAGCAACCCUGUCACCUCCAAGGGCAGAGAAAGAGGCAACGUUUGGUCGCGGACGGCGCUGGAGAAGUUCGAGGGCGCCAACGGAGUGCGGUUCAAGAAUGGAGAGCUUGUUGAGGUAGACACCGUGGUGUGGUGCACCGGCUACAACUACGCUUUCCCGUCCUUGGAAGGCUCCGGGCUGCUCACCGCGCCGGCGUUGAAGCGCGUGCAUCCUGUGUUCGAGCACCUCCUCCACGUGUACCACCCGUCCCUGUCAUUCAUCGGUCUCCCUCAGAGGAGAGCACCGCUUCCUCCCCCCAACAGCGCUGCACCCUUCCCGCUGUUCGAGCUCCAAGCGAACGCUGUAGCCGCCGCCAUCGUCGGGUGGGCCUCCUUUCCCUCCCUCGCGGAGCGUGAGCAGUGGCUCCGGGGUGACGAAGACAGGAUCCGAGAGGGCGCAGUGGGCCCUUCCUCGCCCGGCGCCCACCUGCUCGGGGGCAGGCAGUGGGAGUACCUUAGACGUCUCCUGCGGAUCGCUUCGGGGCCGGGGGUCUUGGGGCGAGGGUCCACCGCCGAAAACCACGCCUUCCAGGGUGGUGCUGGUGCUGGUGACGAGGGUAGUGCCAUCCCGAAGGCUUCUAGCAAGGAGGCGUCGCCGUCGUGAGGAGCCGCCGCAGCGACAGAGGAGGGCGCGCAGCAGUGGCACCAGCUAGAGCUUGAGCCACUGCUGAAUGUGCUGAGCGUGAGGGAGACCAUCUACAACGACGUGGGCGACAGUGGGCUCGGCUUCCCCGGCGGGCCGGACGACUACCUACGGCGCCAGUACCGGGUAGAAUGGGAUAGCGGAAGGAUUUCGGUGUCCUACGCCGAUCGCAAGGCGAAUGGCGAGGGACCUUCGUCUCCGGCAGCUUCGUAGCAUAUCUCUCGUCGCCGGCAGCUUAGUGUUUAUAGUCUGGUGUAACAGGGCAACCAGAUAUUGCGGGGUAGCUUUUCGGGGGAUACAUUUUUUUAGAAAUUUUCGGCGAAAUAGCGAGAUGUUUUUUAUCGUUUGUACGUUUUCCGGCCGGAAGGAAACACGGUUUUGUAGUGUAGCUGAUGUGGGUAAUGUUUUGGGGCUUACGUAAAUUGCUAUUGAUUGCCAGGCAAAAUGGUGACAAGGGUGACAAGGGGCGUUAGGCGCACUGCGACUCGUUCUGUACGCAAAACACGAGUCGUAGAAGGGAAACGCAAGCAGCUCGUAACGUGUAAAAUGAAAUCGGGAAUAGGCAGCAGGUCUUGCGCGGUUGUUGGCGGUCCUUGACUGACCUAACAAGUCUUCUCUGGUCUCUGUGAAGAAGAACUUCCAUCCGUGAUCUCGACGGUCGAUAGCGGUCCGCCUCGUCUCACCUCCUUUCAACUCUCAUUCUAGACCUCUGGUUUCACAAGUGGGGCACGUGUAGGACCACGUGGAUAGCAGGACAGGUUUGGUGAAACCAGAGAGAACGUAUGGAAUGAGAGGUGUAAGGAGGUGAAACGAGGCGGACCGAUAUCGGCCAUCGAGGUCACGGAUGGAAGUUCCUCUUCACAGAGAGCAGAGGAGACUUAUUAGGUCAGUCCAGUCCGAGGGAUAGACUGUCCUGUUGACGCUGGAUGUUACAGAUAUAGAUACAUCAACAAGG